CCCCACCAUGCCUUUGGCCUUGACCGUGGUACUUCUGUGUGGCCUGGGCGGCCCCGGGGGAUGGGGCUGUCUGCAGUGCGACCAGUCGGUACUAGAUGCGCUCAAGCAGCUGCGUGAGGCCAUCAUCACCAAGCGCUUCCACCUGGAAGGGCUGCAGGCGCGCGCGCAGGCCCUGCUGUUGAGCAUGGAGGGGCCUUUCUUCAGAGACUAUUCAACGAACGCGUUCGUGGGGAAAGUGGUCGUGGAUCAACUGGAAAAAGUGGUGACAUCCUUCAAGAACCAAAGCCAGUAUAUAAAGGCUAACUCUAAGACAGAUGCUCCCCUGCUGGAAGAGCUGGUGAGCUUCAGGGAGCAUGUCAUCAAGGAACUAAAGAGAGCAUUAAGAGACUAUGAAACGAAAGCCUGUAACCACAAAACUUGUCACUCGUUCAAAGAGAAGAUCCUGGACUGUUUAUAUUGCAAGAAAACCAUUCCCAAGUGCAUCAAGGAAAAGUACUGCUUCGAGGAUGGGCAGUUCCGUAUGACUCUGAAGUUCCAGGCUGACAACAAACUGAGGAGCAUGGUGUGGGUGGGAGACUUGGUGACGGUGGGAUUGGCUAUCCUAACCUUCUUGGUCAUCCUGAUUGCGGCUUGUACAUAUAGGCAAAACCGGAAACUCCUGCUGAAGUAGGCCAGUGACUUUGGUGUUUGUAAAAGGAAAAUAAAUUUAAUAAAAUCUGUGUGAAUUCUUUA
Messenger RNA from Grammomys surdaster, 732 nucleotides. RefSeq names its product IZUMO family member 2 (gene Izumo2). The coding region runs from base 8 to 670 and encodes 220 amino acids. Lineage: Eukaryota; Metazoa; Chordata; Mammalia; Rodentia; Muridae. The transcript has 7 exons. The record is from RefSeq and is a predicted model, not a curated record.